Adelges cooleyi (spruce gall adelgid) is the source of this 1179-nucleotide messenger RNA. RefSeq names its product gastrula zinc finger protein XlCGF7.1-like. Gene Ontology annotation, biological process: negative regulation of transcription by RNA polymerase II. The record is from RefSeq and is a predicted model, not a curated record. Gene Ontology annotation, molecular function: DNA-binding transcription repressor activity, RNA polymerase II-specific. NCBI's taxonomy places the organism in Eukaryota, Metazoa, Arthropoda, Insecta, Hemiptera, Adelgidae. The transcript is spliced from 2 exons. The coding region runs from base 36 to 1025 and encodes 329 amino acids.
AAGUCGUGAGAAACCAGCUAAGCAUCAGAAUUAAAAUGGAUGAUUAUUGCAGUGAAGUUGUUAUCAAAAUAGAGGAAGAAGAUGAGGAUACGAAAGAGCAAAUUACUGGAGCAUUAGUAGAAGAAACAAAACCGAAUAUUAUUAAAGAAUUAUACAAGAGUAUCGAAGAAUCGUGCAACAAUACCAUUAUCAAAGUCGAAGUGGAUCUAGUGAAUGGACAUUGUUUCGAGUCUGUGAUUGAAGUUGAAAAAAGUGUUCUUAUGGAUGUGCCAACAACAAACUAUAUCAUGGACGAGAUACAGCCGUUUGUCUGCGAUGUAUGCAAAAAAACAUUUUCUACAAAAAAAAAAGUUGCCCGACACAUUACACAUUCACAUAGUGCACACUUAUCAACCCAUAAAAAACGCGUGCACACUGGGGAAAAUCAUUAUAAAUGUAAUUUGUGCGUAUUGUCGUAUUCUCACAAAUCCAGCCUCACAAGACACCAACGCUUGCACACUGGGAUUAAGCCCUACAAAUGCAACGUGUGUUUAAAAUCACUCGCUCAAAAAUCCGAACUCACAGAUCAUAAACGUAUGCACACUAAAGAAAAGCCUUACAAAUGUGACGUGUGCUUAAAGUCAUUCGCUUUUAAAUUCACGCUCACAAAUCAUGAACGCGUGCACACUGGGGAAAAGCCCUAUAAGUGUACGGUGUGCUUAAAGACAUUCGCUGUUAAAUCUAAUCUCACAAGUCAUGAACGCUUGCACACUGGUGAAAAGCCCUACAAGUGUGCGGUGUGUUUAAAGUCAUUUGUUCGAAAAAGCCAUCUUGUUGUUCACAAACGCGUGCAUACUGGUGAAAAGCCCUAUAAGUGUGCGGUGUGUUUAAAGCCAUUUGCUAUUAAAUCUAAUCUCACAAAUCAUAAACGCUUGCACACUGGUGAAAAACCCUACAAGUGUACGGUGUGUAUAAAGUCAUUCACUCAAAAAUCCCACCUCACAAAACAUGAACGCAUGCACACUAGGCAAGCCGUACACAAGUGACGUGUAAUUAAAGUUUUUUUUUAAAAACACACCUAUGAUGACACAAAUGUGUACAAACCCUCUGUUUGAGGUUUCUACUCUAAAUAUUUUUUUCAAAAGUCUGACCUGAUACAGUGCUGGUACAGUAUUGUACUAUAUUUUAUGUUAAGACAUG